Molecule: messenger RNA, 1704 nt
Organism: Daldinia childiae
Lineage: Eukaryota; Fungi; Ascomycota; Sordariomycetes; Xylariales; Hypoxylaceae
Product: Sphingosine-1-phosphate lyase
Exons: 3
Coding region: 1-1704 (567 amino acids)
Biological process (GO): carboxylic acid metabolic process; sphingolipid catabolic process
Cellular component (GO): endoplasmic reticulum
Molecular function (GO): sphinganine-1-phosphate aldolase activity; pyridoxal phosphate binding
Source: RefSeq, a predicted model, not a curated record
AUGCCGGGUUCUUCGAGAAUGCCUAUUAGCUUGCGCGAGAGCUUCGAUAGCGUAAAGAAGCGAUCUCGGACGAUCGAUCCUCGGCAAGUUUUCAAUGUCGAGAUACUCAAAAACAUUAUUUUCUUUUUCUUCGUACUGCGCAUAGUCCGCCGAACGUUUUGGAAGUUGAAGGGCCGUGGUAUCUUUGGUACUAUAGCGGAAUUAUACCACGAUGUACGACGUGUAUUAUACGGUUAUUUCCUACGCGCUCCGGGAGUUCGGACCCAAGUACGGAAACAGAUUACAGAAUCGUUAGCAAAGAUACAGGCAAAGAUGAUACCUGCCGACAGCACGCGAUACACAACAUUACCAAAGGAGGGCUGGACAGAUGACGCCCUACGAGCAGAGCUCGACACGUUGGCAAAUAUGGAACAUACCAGAUGGGAAGACGGUUACGUAUCGGGUGCCGUAUACCAUGGUGAAGAAGAUUUGUUAAAGUUACAGACGGAGGCCUAUGGAAAGUUUACAGUUUCGAAUCCGAUACAUCCGGAUGUUUUCCCCGGAGUACGAAAGAUGGAAGCCGAGGUUGUCGCAAUGGUCCUCUCCAUGUUCCAUGCCCCACCUAGCGCCGCCGGAGUAUGCACCAGUGGUGGUACCGAGAGUAUAUUGAUGGCAUGCUACGGUGCGCGGCAGAAGGCAUAUGCGGAGCGUGGUGUAACGGAACCCGAGAUGAUCCUCCCGGAGACAGCACAUACGGCCUUCCGGAAAGCUGGCGACUACUUCAAAAUCAAGAUUCACUUUGUACCUUGCCCUGCUCCCACAUACCAAGUCGAUGUUCACCGUGUAUCUCGCCUUAUCAAUUCUAACACUAUCAUCCUUGUCGGUUCUGCUCCCAACUUCCCUCAUGGCAUCAUGGACGAUAUCCCGGCUCUAUCCAAAUUAGCCCUGAAGCGCCACUUACCGCUACACGUAGACUGCUGUCUGGGUUCGUUCCUGGUCCCUUUCCUCGACAAGGCCGGUUUUGAGACGGAACUUUUCGACUUCCGCCUCAAGGGUGUCACCUCUAUCUCCUGCGAUACGCACAAGUACGGCUUCGCGCCCAAGGGCAGCUCCACUGUUCUCUACCGCACCCAAGAGUUGCGCACGUACCAAUACUUCGUCUCCCCCGACUGGUCCGGCGGCGUAUACGCUUCCCCCGGAAUCGCGGGUUCCCGCCCCGGUGCCCUCAUCGCCGGAUGCUGGACUAGCAUGAUGCGGGUCGGUGAGGCCGGAUACAUCGACUCGUGCGUCAAGAUCGUCGGCUGUGCCAAGAAGAUCGCCGAACACGUAGCGUCGUCCCCCACCCUCAGCGUGGAGCUCGAGGUGCUCGGCCGCCCUCUCGUCUCCGUCGUCGCUUUCUCCGCUCGUAACCUCAAUAUCUACGACAUCGCAGACGGUAUGAACACCAAGGGCUGGCAUCUCAAUGCCCUGCAGAACCCGCCCGCCAUGCACGUCGCCGUCACUAUGCCUAUCGUCAAGGUUUGGGAGCGCCUCGUCGCCGAUCUCGAGGCCGUUAUCGAGGAGGAGCGCGAGAAGGAGCGCGUCCGUGCUGUUGAGGGUAAGGCCCUGAAGGGCAAGGCUACGGGCGAUACUGCGGCCCUCUACGGAGUCGCGGGCAGUUUGCCGAAUAAAGCCGUUGUUGUGGAUUUGGCGACGGGCUUCAUAGAUUUGAUGUACAAGGCGUAA